Molecule: messenger RNA, 1004 nt
Organism: Suillus subalutaceus
Lineage: Eukaryota; Fungi; Basidiomycota; Agaricomycetes; Boletales; Suillaceae
Exons: 3
Coding region: 81-749 (222 amino acids)
Source: RefSeq, a predicted model, not a curated record
UGAACACUUCUCUUCAAUUGUACACAACAGCAAGUCCUCCGAGUUACUCUUACUGGCCAGACGCCAGAAGGAAGACACUUAUGUCUUUCCUACCACGUCUUUUCAAAUCGCCAGCGGCGAAUUGCGGGGGUCGAUAUUUUAAUUCUGCUAAGCCUCCCAAGCCUGUUGUUUCUUCUGGCAGAGCAAAGGUUGAUAAUGGAAACACCAGCGUCGCACCAAGCGACGGAACGAGCAGUAGCAGCUCUGGGAAUAGGAGCGGCAAGAUGAAGGCCGGAGGUGCAGAUGAAAAUCCUUCGAUUCCAGCCUCGAACGCAGAUUUCAAUCUCCAUCAAUUUUUCUCGUUGCACCGACCACUUCUCCUCUUAUCUCAGCCGCCAUCUACCAUCUUUGAGUCUGCACCCCCGGACGUGCCUCUCUUUCAGUCACCGGAAGAGAUACCAAAGACUCAAUUGCAGUCGGGGCAAUUUCCUACUCUCGACGAGCCGCCAGAAUCCUCGUUUGAGACCGAUGCUGAUGCAGCGAGGCAGCUUGGUCAUGCAUUGGUCAUGAACCGCGUGGGUGGAAUAGUGUCCUGGCAAAACACCUUGGCAAAACUUGGUUUGGGUGGGGAGACUGCAGGAGAUAGCGCAGUUAACGCGAAAGAGUCUGCACAGGAGUGGGUCACUAUCUACGCUGAUAGCACAAAGCGUAAGAAGCGAAAGAAGAUGAAGAAGCACAAGUAUGUUUCAUAUUCUAACGUGAAGGGAUGAUGGACUGACUGAUUACUCUCCUAUUUAGGUUGAAGAAGCGUCGCAGAGUCAGUCAUCCAUGUUCAGAUCAACUUUCCUUGCUAACAUAUCUUUGUUUUCGCAGCUCACUCGCAUGCAACGUCAGAAUGCAAAGUAGAUGAUAUCCAGUGGACAUUUGGUCCACUUGGCAUGUUGUGAUGUAGCCGUAUUAAUUUCUCAGAUACAUCCCUCGAACUGCACCCCUUGCUCAAUCAUCAUUUUCAUGUUCAAUCAUAU